This is a messenger RNA of Mollisia scopiformis, 1771 nucleotides long. RefSeq lists its product as uncharacterized. Bases 147 to 1748 code for a protein of 533 amino acids. The transcript is spliced from 3 exons. The record is from RefSeq and is a predicted model, not a curated record. Gene Ontology annotation, molecular function: protein binding. NCBI's taxonomy places the organism in Eukaryota, Fungi, Ascomycota, Leotiomycetes, Helotiales, Mollisiaceae.
GAGAUGAUUUAUUUUGCGAGACUAUGUUUAUUGCUGGUAGGACUGGGUCUUCAGGUCAAUCGUGUUAUCGCAACAAGCCCGACUUUCCUGCCCAUAGACUUCGCGUCCUGGUUCUGGCAAAGCUGUGAGGAUCUGGUCUGAAAUUCAUGACUUUGCGUAUGCUCACUGUCCUAGCUACUGUGCUGAGUAAUUGGUUGUAUAUUGAUGGAGGUCAGAUAGUUGCAUUUGGAAGUGAAACAGCUGGGGAUGGUCCAAAUUAUCAAACGAUCGCGAUUGAUCUAUCGAAAGAUUUUAACACGAGUUUGAUAAACGAGGCAUCAUACGUUGUAACAGAGAAGUCGACUGUGAUAGCGCCAAUGCGGCAGCCAGAUCUAUAUCACGAUCCACAAUCAAAUCUGUUGUACUCCUUAGGCGGCUCUGCGUAUCCCCUUGGGGCAUCAUCGGCAACUGGAUGGACCAACUCGAGUCAGCAGACUCAGCUCUGGGCAUUCACACCAAAAGACAAUGGCACCGCAGAUUGGGAUUUACAGGCAAUUGGUUCCACGGCAUCAUUUCCCUUCAGCGAAGUCGUAGCUGGGGCUCUUACAGCGACAUCGCCGACAAAUCAUUAUAUCCUAGGUGGAUACAGCAACUCAGAUAACUGGGGAUUGAGUCAGCUGCUCUCCUAUAACUUUGCGAAUGGAUCGUGGACCAACCAAUCGAUAUCGCUGUCACAAAAGUACUAUAUAUCUGGGCGUGGUCAGUAUAUACCUAGCUUUGGACAACAGGGCGUGGUUCUGUUCUUUGGUGGAACAUGGCCAACCAAUGGCGAUCCCACGAGUACAGACGCUCUUGCUGGACUAGACAGAGUCUUGGUCUACGACAUUCAGUCCAAUACUUUGUUCAAUCCACAGCAGACCACAAGUCCACCGUUGAAUCGGAUUAAUUUUUGUUCCGUCGGCGCUGGGAAUAAUGCCUCAGCGAACUCAAGUUAUGAAAUUUUUGUCUUCGGGGGUACCACCGGUGUCUCUCAAACGGCCGCCACGAAUCUCACCCUGUCCAAAGUCUACAUCUUGACUAUGCCCGCAUUCCAAUGGAUCGAAACUAACGUCACAGCAACAAUUUGGCGAGCGCUUCACACCUGCUCGGUUAUUGGGAACCGCCAAAUGAUCUCCAUUGGAGGGAUACCAGAUCAAGAUCAACUCCCUGCGAAUUGGUUCGAUCCGUGGACGAAUGGCAUGCAGAUAUUCGAUAUGACGGAGCUGUUCUGGACUGAUAGCUACAAUGCAUCAGCAGCUGAAUAUGAGGCACCGGACGUGGUUAAGCAGUUUUACAGUACCAACAACAGAUAUCCUGCGUCGUGGGUCGACCCCAAAUUGGCUGAUAUUUUCCAAACGAGUACCACGGACAGUGGAAAUUCCACGAGUUCUGGCAGCAGCACAACUUCCUCAUCUUCAGCACCUGCAUCACAUACCAGCAAGACAGGACCGGUAGUUGGUGGCAUAGUAGGAGGUGUCGCCGUUUUGGGUAUCGUUGCAGGAUCGCUUGUCUGGUAUCUCAAGCGAAAACGACAACUUCGACAUUCAAUAGCAUCACCGACCUGGCAGCCUGGCUCAGAUAAAGUAGUAGUGGAUCUAUAUAUGAAAGAGCAGCAACCUCCUGCAGAGCUGUUAGUUCAGGAGGAUGCUAGGCAUGAGUUGGAAACGAGACCUUCGGAACUUGAGGGUGAAUCGACUUUCAUCGCGAAGCCGGAGAAUAGUGCAAAGUGAAAGAGCUUUGGGGAUGAAGGGAG